Messenger RNA from Leptinotarsa decemlineata (Colorado potato beetle), 3600 nucleotides. RefSeq lists its product as uncharacterized. Gene Ontology annotation, biological process: chromatin remodeling; replication fork processing. Gene Ontology annotation, cellular component: nucleus; pericentric heterochromatin. NCBI's taxonomy places the organism in Eukaryota, Metazoa, Arthropoda, Insecta, Coleoptera, Chrysomelidae. Gene Ontology annotation, molecular function: chromatin DNA binding. The record is from RefSeq and is a predicted model, not a curated record.
AUGGAAACUGGUAAUAUCAACCUUUUGGUUCCUAGAUCCAAUAUGCUAAAACAUGAAUGUGACGACAAAGUCAAAACCGGUGAAUCUUCAGUGAUAGAAGAUUCAGAAAAAACAAGCUCUCCACUUCAAACCAAAAGCUCAAAUGAAAGAACAGAUGUGAAAGAUCACAUUGACAAGGAAAACGAAAAAUUUGAUGAACAUGAGAUUGAUGAAACUGAUGAUGUAGAUAAAAUUGAUAAUAAAAAUAAUGAAAAUGAGACUGAUGAAAAUACUUAUAAGAAUGAUGAGAUUGAUGAAGCUAAAGAAAGUGAGGAAAAAAAAUCUACUACUAAAAGAGCAGUUGAUGAUGAUGAUGAUCUUGAGAAAACAGGGAAUGAUAUUGGAAAAACUGGAAACAAUAUUGAAAAAACUGAUGAUAGAGAUACUUUCAAUAAUGAAAUUUUGAAUGACAAGGAUGAAGAUCAUAUUGAGGGAAUGAAUGUGGAGGAAGUAGAUCCUUUGGGGAAUACUAGUGAAACUGUAACUGUUGAACAAGAAGAAACUAAAGAUCUCACCACAGAUACGUCAGAUCCUUUAAGUACUAAAAGUGAAGAAAAAGAAGUUAAGGAAGUGGAAAAUUCUGUUCUGCCAAGUGGUAAAGAUUAUGAAAACAACAAACAAGAUGGUGACAAAGUAAUUCCUAUGACUUCAGAAAAACCUGAAGAAAAUAAGAGUGAAACCAAAGGCGAUAAAAGAAGUCAAGAUAUGGAAGUCAAAGGGAAAACUUCUCAGGAUAGUCCUACUGAAGAAAAAAAUGGAGAUGAAGCUAAAUGUGGUGAUUCCAUCAGGGUCUCUACUGAGUCUGAAACAACAGAAAAUACUGAAGGAGGAAAAGACCCAGAUUGCCCCUUAUUGAAAGAAUCUCUCACAAAAUCUAGUGAUUGUGAUAAAUCUGAAGCUUACGAAGAUGUUGAAAUGGAUGAAGACUUUGAUCCAUCCCUACUUUGUCCAGAAUUGUCCAUGGAAGUAGAUGAGGCUCCUGUUAUAACUGAAAAUGAUUCUACUACAGGCGAAAAUGAUCCUAGCAAGAGUCCUUUGCGUCUUUAUGAACCCAUAUUUUCAACAGUUGUUGAUGAAAUUACAGGAACUGAAAUUGAUUUUCAGUUGACAGAGGAGGAACACAAACUCAGAGAGCAGACAUAUGGAGCAAAAAACCCCGUCCAGUAUACAAAAAUCCACUGCACGGCUUGCAACGUCCACUUGGGCAGCGCCUUAGAUGGACAAGGUAACAGAUUCGUGCAUCCCCUCUUGAAGGUUCUCAUCUGCAAGAAGUGCUAUCAUUUCUACACAAGCGGCGAGUUCGAAAAAGACGAGGAUGGUAGCGAGCUGUACUGCCGCUGGUGCGGCCAAGGAGGCCAGGUUAUGUGUUGUUCAAAUUGCGAGAUGGUUUUUUGCAAGAAAUGCAUCAGAAUCAAUUUCGACAGAAAAAAAAUCGCAGCAAUCAGAGAUAGCGAUGAUUGGUUGUGCUUCCGAUGCAAUCCUUCCCAACUUAUUCACCUCAGAAUCCAUUGCUCCGAAUUCAUGGAAUACGUUCAGAGAGAAAUGGCUAACGUUUCGUCAAUGGAGAACCCCGCCGCCUACCUGACCACCGAUUACUGCCAGUGUUGCAUCCCGCAUAAGAAAAAAGCAGCCGAGCCUGCGGCUGGCGAACCCAAAAGGAAGAGGAAGAAGCCGUCGGAACCCGAAGAUCCAGACUACGAUCCUUUCAAAGACCGGGACACUCCUUCACCUGCUGUCGCGACGGCUUCACCCGCUACGGUGGCCCCUGUACCAGAGAAGGCGGCUCCGCCGCCUUUGGCCAAAGCGCCCGAAACUCCCAAAGCGCCGCAGACGGGCGGACCUCAGAAAAUUGGUCACGUACCCGCCAACGCUGCCUUCAGGACGGUGGGGCCCGGCCACACACCAAGACCAAGGGUUCAGGUGGUGCAACAGGGACCAGUUCGGCCCACUUCCAGCCCUGGUUAUGUGAAGAUCAUGCCAAGCGGCGUCCGCGUUCCUGGCAAUGCUUCCAUCAGACCUCCGGCGCUCCGACCUCUCCGCCCGAACGUGCCUCAGAUGAAGCACGAGUGGUUCGAGAAGACGGUCCGCGCCGCCGCCAGGGUCAACUCCAACCUCUCGUACACGCUGACACAGCUGAACAGGGCACAGGCAAGUGCCACGAGUGUCGAAGGACUGGCCGUUGUCCACAACAAGUUGCAGGAAAUCCUCAGCACGUCGAUCAACUCGCUCAUUCAGAUCAGAAAGAAUCUGAGGACAGAGUUCAUAGCCGGAAUCAAAAACAUCCGCUUUCCUCCGAAACCUCAAUCGCCGCAGCAACCUGCUGCGGCAACAACAGCAGCACAAGACGACGAUGUCAUAUUCGUCAGCCCGGCGACAUCCCCCGUACCUCCGCCUCUGACUUCAUCGUCGUCUCUGCCGGCCGUCGCGGCGAAUCUACCGCCCUCAGUGACGCUCACCAAAAAGUAUCCCGCUUCUCCAAACACUUCGAAGCCGGGACCCAGCGGCGUGACUAGAGCUGGGCCCAGUGCGGCACCUAAACCUGGACCUAGUGGAGUGAAUAGAGCGGGGCCAAGCGGGGUGAACAAAGCAGCACCUGCUAGCCAACAAUCGAAACCCGGAUCGAGCGGAGUUUCUAGAAAUACUCCAGCUAAAAGUGAUCAGGGUAACGGACCGAAGACUUUCCUUAGAGUUAAGUCAUUUUCGGCCUUGCAGAAUGUUCCAUCCGAAUGCAUAACAAUACCGGACGACCCGGUUCCGGAAGAGAAGACCGGCCAUAUAUCGGAAGACGACGACGUGAUCGCCAUAGAAAAGAAAGUGGAAAUUGUCACGAUACUCGACGAUAGCCCCAUGAAAAGCCCUGAAAGGGAAGAAGACCAACGCUUAGAAAAAGCGGACAGCAUCAAGAGUAAUCUAUGCACGGAGAAGCAGCCAAACGGCUUGACAAAUGGGAGCGAAGACGGGGAAGAGGAAAACAAAAAGGAAACAACAGUGUCCAUAGAGGAUCUAGAUCCAGUAGAGAAGUUGAAAAUACUCAACACGAAGAUACUCCUGCAAAGGUCCUCCGAAAUAGACGAGCUUGUCAAGAGCAAGUUUGGUUUGUUGAAUGGAGAAGUGUCAAACUAACAGUAGAGAUGCGGUUUGGCAGGACUUCUGUGAAAUCUUAGUUGAAAUAGAUUUUGAAAAAAUCUAUAACAUUGAUUUCUGGACUACAAAAUAUGUUCUGGUUACUACUUUAGACUGAUGAGAGUGAAUGUUUCGAGAAAUAAUGGAUUUGAAGGUUUGCUGAAGAGCAGGAAUGGCUGUAAAUAAAGCUCUCCAUUGCCAUCGAUUAUUUCGCUUGGGAAUAGUGCGUUUUUUAUUGGGCGAUGAAUUACUGAUUUCAGUUUUUGAUAUUUCUCUUUUUUUUUGUUUUUGCUAUUAGUAUUAUAUUAGGUGCACACUCUUUAAUAAUCAUGUAUUUUGUUUAUGAGGUUUCAUUAGAGAUAUACCUUGAAAGUUAUGGAAAAUUUUAUUUGUAUUGUAAAUAUUUUUGUUAUGUAAUGAAUUUUUGUAAAUAUCACA